AUGGUUGUGAACCUUGUCAAGGGAACAAUCUUCCUCUCUCCAACUGUACUUGGCAUUCUGGGGAACGUCUUUGUGUUUGUGAAUUACAUGCUCAUCCUUGGAGGCAGUGAGAAGAAAUCUAUACACUUUAUUCUCCUCCACUUGGCUUUUACAAAUAUCAUCAUGCUUUUUGCAAAACGGAUUCCUAAGACAUUAGCAGCUUUUGGGCAGAAAAUCUUCCUUGAUGACACAGGCUGUAAGAUUGUUGUUUACCUGGAGCGAGUGGCCCGGGGCCUGUCCAUCUGCACCAGCGCUCUCCUCACGGUGGUCCAGGCCAUCACCAUCAGUCCCACAGACUCAGUGUGGAGGAGACUCAAGCUAAAGACUCCACAGCACACCCUUCUCAUAUUUGUCUUCUUUUGGAUUCUCAAUUCCUUAAUAAGCAUGAACUUACCAUUUUCUAUCAUAAACAUCAACAGUGUGAACAUAUCACAAAUUAGUAAAGGUGACAAGUAUUGUCAUUUUCUCCCAGAAAGCUGGACAACAAGAUGGACCUUUCUCACUCUCAUGGUCCUGCGUGAUGCUGUGUUUCAGUGCACCAUGGGUGGAGCCAGUGUCUACCUGGUAUUUGUUCUCCACAAGCACCACCAGCGGGUUCUCCACCUGCAGCAGGCCAAGCUCCUCUACAAAACUCCACCUGAGAUCCAAGCUGCUCAAAGUGUCCUCCUUCUGAUGCAGUUAUGCAAGUGA
This is a messenger RNA of Fukomys damarensis (Damara mole-rat), 729 nucleotides long. Its product is annotated as vomeronasal type-1 receptor 4. Gene Ontology annotation, biological process: G protein-coupled receptor signaling pathway. The coding region runs from base 1 to 729 and encodes 242 amino acids. The record is from RefSeq and is a predicted model, not a curated record. The transcript has a single exon. Gene Ontology annotation, molecular function: pheromone receptor activity. Gene Ontology annotation, cellular component: membrane. NCBI's taxonomy places the organism in Eukaryota, Metazoa, Chordata, Mammalia, Rodentia, Bathyergidae.